This is a messenger RNA of Leptopilina heterotoma, 2357 nucleotides long. It is a transcript of the gene Dnz1, whose product is annotated as palmitoyltransferase ZDHHC3. Gene Ontology annotation, biological process: peptidyl-L-cysteine S-palmitoylation; protein targeting to membrane. The record is from RefSeq and is a predicted model, not a curated record. Gene Ontology annotation, cellular component: Golgi apparatus; endoplasmic reticulum. Bases 293 to 1114 code for a protein of 273 amino acids. Gene Ontology annotation, molecular function: protein-cysteine S-palmitoyltransferase activity. The transcript has 4 exons. Lineage: Eukaryota; Metazoa; Arthropoda; Insecta; Hymenoptera; Figitidae.
GUUUUUUUAAUAGUAAAAAGAAGUGAAUCAGAGAAAUAUACAAAAUUUCUAUUAAUUUGUCCUCUCUGCCCUAUUUAUUGUACUUGAAUUACAAGUAUAUCAAUUAUAAUUUCUCUUGUAUUGAAAUUUAUGAAAUUGAUUAAAUGUGCUGUAAAUUUGAUUCUUCAAUAAGAUCACGGGAAGAUAUGAAGAUUGACGCGAUAAUGAAACGGCAGUCAAUUGUGACAAUAGCAUACAGUUCGGAUGAUAGUGUCAGCAAUUGGAAAAUGUGAUUUUAAACAAAAAAUGAACAAUGUUUGUAAGAGAUCCAUGUGGUAUUAUUUGCAUUAUUGUGACGUAUAUUGCAGUAUUUUAUGCAGAUUACGUCGUGAUACGAUGGAUUAUUUUGCAUACGAUGCAAGACAGUCUAUGGGGUCCGUUCCACGUAGUGAUUUUCAAUACACUCGUUUUACUGCUAAUGAUGUCGCAUCUAAAGGCAGUUUGCAGUGAUCCGGGUGUUGUUCCCUUGCCCCAAACGAGAAUGGAUUUUUCUGAUAUUCAUACCGCAGGAUCUGGCCUAGAGGAAGGAGACGAGAGAGAUGAUUGGACUGUGUGCACUAGGUGCGAAACUUAUAGGCCUCCACGUGCUCAUCAUUGUAGAAUUUGUAAAAGAUGCAUUAGACGAAUGGAUCAUCAUUGUCCAUGGAUAAACAAUUGUGUCGGAGAAAGAAAUCAAAAGUAUUUCAUUCAAUUUUUGGUGUAUGUCGGAAUGUUGGCUGUUUACGCCAUAACUCUUGUGAUUGCUUCUUGGGUAAAUGAUUGCACUCAUUGUAGUAACGACGUAACAAUAAAACAAAGUCGAAUAUUACAUUGUGUGAUAUUAGUAUUGGAAGCGGCGCUCUUUGGAAUGUUUGUUGUAGCUAUUUUAAUUGAUCAAUUUCAAGGCAUUCUGUGCGAUGAGACAGCGAUAGAACGAAUUCAAGGACAUCAUCAUCAUAAAACAUCACCGCGAACAUUUACUUUACUCUCACAAGUUUGCGGUAAAAGUCAUCCAGUUCUUUGGCUUUUGCCUUGUCAAAAUCCACCACGCUAUUCUUAUCGACGCGAAGCGCAUUUGAUAAAUCAUGACGUUUAAAUUUUUAAACCAGAAAUACAUCAAAUUUCUAUUCUCUAGUUAAUUUUUAGUACACUUUUCAAAACUUUGUUUUAUCAACGAAAAAAUAAAUUACCAUUCUUUUUUGUGAUAUUAAGAAAAAUAUUUUUUAACUCUACCGGUAAAAAUAAAAUCAAAUCUCUUAUUCAAGUUCUUUUUUCUAAACUUUUAAAAUCAAAAAAGCUAAUAAAAUUUUUGAUUAUUUUUACUGGUAGUGAAAUAAUGUAUUUUUUAAGGGAAAAAUAUCGCGUAUAAAUAUUAAAAAAAGGAAAAAGAAAAAGAAAACAAUAGUACGAAGCUAGACUGCAAAUUAAUGCUUUUUGUAUUUCAUCUAUUUUUUCAUUAAUCUUCCCUAAAAGUAUAACGAUAAAACAAUAUUAUUAGAAUAAGACUGUAAAUAUAAGCCCAAGUUCUUCUCUUGUAAUAUAUAAAGAAAAAAAAAUCAUUAAUGGAAAUUAAUCAAAAUUUUGCUACUAAAUAGUAAUUAAUUUUACGUUCAUAUUUAGCACAAAGUUAAAAAAAAGAAGAAGGCAAUUGUGACGCAAAUCUUAAGUGAUUGUGAUGAAAAGUGCAUUUAUUUGUUGCAAUAACUUUUUUUUAUAAAUAAUCGAAUAUUAAUCAAUUUAUAAAUCAAUAUGCUUCGAGAGGCAGUGAUACUUUUACUCCUUUUUUUCCGCAUUUUCUUUCUUUACACAUUCGUACACUUUGUAAUUUUAUUUUUAAUUACAAUUUCUGUUAAAACUUUUAAUAUUUUAUUUACGUUUGAAUAAUUUUAAUGUACAUACUUCUAUAUUUUGUUUUUUAAAUAUUUAUUUCGAUUUUUAUAAUACGUUUUUAUUUACCAAUGGGUUCAGUGGUUCAAUUCUUUUGUAUAAUUUUUAAGUAUCUACAUUUUAUUUUAAUUUUAGUUUUAAAAAAAUACUUCUGUCUCGUGUACAUUGAAAAAUGUAAUUCGAAAGAAAAAAAAAACUAACUUUUUGAAACUCUUUCUCUUAGAGAAAUUAAAACUAUAUUCGAAAUUUAAGGGAAAAAAAAUAAGAAAAUCUUACUUGUAAACUGUAUCAGUAUAUUUAUUCCAAUUAGUGACUUGUGAGCCAAUGAUCAUAUCGCAUUAAUGUAAACGUUUUUCGUACGAAUAUAUUAAAGUAUUCUGUGAUUCUUUAGGAAAAUCUUAUUUAUUUUAAGUUUUUGAAUAAUGUGAAAUAAAUUUGAAACAAACAUAUAA